GGUCCAAACUGUCUGAAGGGCAGCUUUCUUAUACCGGUUUCUGAUUCCCCAGUGACCAAACAGGGUCCAAACCCCGACGGUGACGGGACGUAAACCCAAACCCAAACCCAAACAAAUAUAUAACGCUGCACCUCCAAGGAAAGGCAAGACGCGUAGAGAGUUGAGAAUUUUUUGAGAAUUUUGAAAUUCGUCAAACUUUGUCAAGUAGAAGAAGGCAAAGGAAGGAAGGUAGAAAAAGAGAUGGGGAAGCCGACGGCUACGCAGCAAGCGAUGGUGGUGUUCGGAGCCCUAGCGGUUGGAUGGCUGGCCAUAGAGAUGGCUUUCAAGCCCUGGCUUGACAAGGCUCGUGCCGCCAUGGACAAGUCUGACCCUGCUCGCGACCCCGACGAAGACGACGUCGUCAAGGCUGACGAGACCGCUGCUGAUGAAUGAGCCUUUAACUCUUUAAGGUAGCAGACUCGGAAACACUAGUCUAUCUACUAUCUACUACACCAAUAGGCAAUAACAACAAUGGGGCUUUGAAAUUGUAGGUUCUUUAAUGAAUUAAAUUUCAACAACUUUCUCAUUGUGUGAUUGUUGCAAUGGAGGACAUUACUGGCUAGUGAAAUUUCUGAUCUCUC
This is a messenger RNA of Prunus dulcis (almond), 620 nucleotides long. Its product is annotated as outer envelope membrane protein 7-like. The record is from RefSeq and is a predicted model, not a curated record. The coding region runs from base 241 to 432 and encodes 63 amino acids. Lineage: Eukaryota; Viridiplantae; Streptophyta; Magnoliopsida; Rosales; Rosaceae. The transcript has a single exon. Gene Ontology annotation, cellular component: chloroplast outer membrane.